This is a messenger RNA of Lineus longissimus, 2128 nucleotides long. RefSeq names its product myophilin-like. Gene Ontology annotation, cellular component: actin cytoskeleton. The transcript has 4 exons. The coding region runs from base 147 to 749 and encodes 200 amino acids. NCBI's taxonomy places the organism in Eukaryota, Metazoa, Nemertea, Pilidiophora, Heteronemertea, Lineidae. Gene Ontology annotation, biological process: actin filament organization. Gene Ontology annotation, molecular function: actin filament binding. The record is from RefSeq and is a predicted model, not a curated record.
UCAGUCCAUGUGCGGUUAGCGUUCAAUGUAGUCAGUAAGCAAUAAAGGAUUAUUCGUGUUUUUACGGGUUUGGUGCAUUUUCGCGUUUUUUCGUGUUUUGGAUAUAAAUACUGUGUAAGGACAUUUAUAGGCCUAACACCUUCAUCAUGAUUCGAGCAUCAAAGUCGGGCUAUAGCCGGGAGAUUAAAAAUAAGAUUGACGCCAAGUACGAUGAAGAGAUUGCCCAGCAGUCUCUCACGUGGAUCCAAGAAACGAUCAAUGAAAGCAUGGUCAACGGAGAACUGCCUGCCAUAGAUAUGAACUUAGACGGUUCGCAACAAAACGUUCACAAAGAAUUAAAAGACGGCUAUAUUUUAGCGAGAUUAGGACAUGUCCUCAAUGAGAAAAUAGUACCAUUCAAUAAACUCAAGGGACAGACGUUAGUCUUUAAACAAAUGGAGCUAAUUGCAUUAUUCCUGGAGGCAGUCAAGUCAGUUGGAGUGAAAGAAAUGGAAGUGUUUCAAACGGUUGACCUUUACGAGAAACAGAACUUGCAUCAAGUGAUAUUGACGAUACAGGCACUUGGACGAAAGGCUUCGUCACUGGGCCUUACUGGGUUUGGACCAAAGGAAUCUGCAGUAAACAAACGAGAAUUCUCAGAAGAACAGUUACGCGAGGGUCAGAGCAUCAUCAGUUUACAAUAUGGAACGAAUAAGGGUGCAAAUCAAGCCGGUAUGAACUUUGGGAAAAAUCGGAGCAUUUUGGAUUAAAAAAACAUCGGUCGCGUACAAUGUCGUACUUGUUCUGUGUGAAAAAAGUCGCGUUGAAACAUUCGCUAUUUGAAACUUGAAGUCAGGAUUCAACCAACUUGCCCAAGUAUGUUGUUUCGGAACUGGAUAUAGAUCUACCCAGGAAAUGUUUUAAACUUUGAAAGAAACAUAUGGGUAGAAAUGAAAUGGUUCUAAAACAGUUGUUGGUUUAUCUUUAUCAGUUUGAAGACGGAAGUGUCCUAUGGGAUAGAGAGGUUUAGUUCACGACUUGGGCCGAUGCUAGUCCAGCCGGUUCAGCUGUAGUGCAUGGACUAGAGACAUGUCCAAUGGGCGCUAAUACUAAUAGGAUUAGUUGUUCAAAAUGGACAAAAAAGAACAGGAGUUUGAUCUCCACAGCUUUUUGUUUUUUGACAAUUGCCUGUUUUAGUGUAGGUAAGACAACAGUGUUGUUAAUAUAUUCACAACUUUGUUGAUAGAAGUACAUGAUGUUUCUAUGAGGUUUGUUUUGGCUGAGAAAUGAAUAUACUUCAAAUGGGCUUGUUCAGUUUGAAACCUUUGAGAUUAUGUAAUGUAUGACGUUGAACAGACUGUUUAUUUUAGCAUACGUUGCUGGCACUUCCACUGCCAGUUUUAGUUGCCUGAUGAUGUGCUGCUAAUGUUUAUAAUCAUGGAUAAUUUUCAGAGGAAAAUGAUGAUCAAUUUUCUGUUAAAGUUUCACAUUCCUGUGUUGUAAUAGUGGUUACCAGUAUUUUGUAGAAGAAAGGGUUCAUGAGAUUUUGACAAGAGAAAAAUUCAUGAAGAAUUUUCUCUAAUAGUUACACAUUCCUGUGUAUUAUAGUUUUAAACAGUAUUUUUGUUGAAGAAUGGUUAGUGAGAUUUUGACGAAUGUGGAAUUUGUUAAGUCAGAAUUCAAUGUUGAUUCUUGAUAAUGCAUUACAUGUACCAUUACCAGUCGAGUAUUAUAGCAUGUGUAGCAUUGGUAGACUAGUUCUAAGACCGGUGAGGUAUCAAAGAAGUAAAUGUAAAGAUAUUACUUCUUAGAAAUCAUGCGUGUGUUAAAAGCAUUUCUCAAUGUAAUGGAAAUAUUGCCUUGUAUACACUGACAUUUUUAUACUUUUCAAAAUUGCAUAGUUUAGUACUUCAUUGUCUGAUACAAGUCCUGUUAUGCUGACCAAAAAACACCCCUUCACACAUUUUUUGGUGUGACAGGAUGCUGCACACAUCAUGAUCUGGACUGCCUAUGUCCCAAGCUUCUUUUCGGGUUCAUGAUGGGGAACUUUUCUAGAAAUACUGUAGUGAUUCAAGGGGUACAAUUCCCUGUCUUGUCAUGCUUGUAUGUACAUAGAGAGCAUUUCAUAUUACAAUACAUGUAAAACGUA